Boeremia exigua is the source of this 745-nucleotide messenger RNA. RefSeq lists its product as uncharacterized. The transcript is spliced from 2 exons. NCBI's taxonomy places the organism in Eukaryota, Fungi, Ascomycota, Dothideomycetes, Pleosporales, Didymellaceae. Bases 225 to 686 code for a protein of 153 amino acids. The record is from RefSeq and is a predicted model, not a curated record.
CUACGCGAACAACAGCAGGCGCCAACGAUGUGAGGGAAGCACGACAGCCCUUGCCAUGCCUGGCCCGAUAGAAGAGCGCCCUAGACGUUGGUGAUCCAAAUCGCCAACAGCUGAGACCUUUGGUAUUCAUUUGCCAUUGUUACCGUGCAAAGUCCCUUCAAAUCACUACACCGCACUGCUUUGCGUUCGGAUUCAUAGUUUACUGCCAGCGAGCAGCCAGAAACAUGAUGCAGCUCAUCUACAAUACCCUCACCUUAACCACUCUUGCAUUCGCCCUUCCAUCACAAGAGCAGCGGGAAUUGAUCCACACUCGAGAGAUCGGCGCAAACGGAGCCUUGAUGGCAGCGGCUCAGUGUGACAUCGGCCAGCACUACUGCUUCGGCGCGAUUAUCGACGACCUCAAAGUAGCUAAGCAAGACAUCCUACACCAGUAUUGCGACCAGAAGUAUAAGAACGACUGGCAGAGCUGCAAUACGUGCAAGAGGCCGUGGGCGAUGCCAGACUGCUGGGACGGCCAGGGCGCGUGGUUGAGUGUGUUCGAGUGUACCGGACCUGAGACGUACAAAUGGGUGGGGAGAUGCGAGGGUGAGGGAUCGAUAUGCUCAGGAGGCACUUGUCGCAAGACGGAGGUUGACGCAGCUGGGCGGUUGGCUCUGAUCGAAAGCUUCAGUCCCUCAGGAUUGUGAGGCUUGAUUUUAAAGCUGUUACUAUGGUUAAUUUUAAUUCUUGGAUGUUCAAGCUGCCG